Hordeum vulgare subsp. vulgare (domesticated barley) is the source of this 2566-nucleotide messenger RNA. RefSeq lists its product as uncharacterized. The coding region runs from base 266 to 2284 and encodes 672 amino acids. Lineage: Eukaryota; Viridiplantae; Streptophyta; Magnoliopsida; Poales; Poaceae. The transcript has 7 exons. The record is from RefSeq and is a predicted model, not a curated record.
CCACCCCCGCCGCUGCGGCCGCCCCGGACCUCGGCGCCGCCGCCGACGCCGCGACCCCGACCCCGUCCGCGCUCCGACCCCACCGUCCCCGCGCCCCUCCGCAUCUCACGCGCGUCGCCGGCGCCCCCCUCACCGGGGCAUCGCGUACCCUGCUGCCGCGACCCCGCCCCGCCCCGCCCCGCCGCAGCCGCCGGCCGUCGGGCUCCGAGGGACCACACUUUCAACGUUACAAGUUCAUUCCAGGCGCUUGCUUACAGCACGAGCAAUGACUGCUGCAAGGGAGCGUGCAAGGUUGGAGUACCUUAAUUCGCAGGAGCCAGGAGAUGCAUCACAGGCCAGUGCUUUUCAUGUUGUGGACAGGCUGCUAGCAGAAGAUGGUAUGGAAGCUUCUCAGACAAUAACCAUUGAGCAGGCAAGCGUGAUAAAGUCACCAUCCACUUUAGGCUCAAAAGUAGCUCAGUGCUUGGCUAAAAGGGUUGGCAACAGUUACCCACUUGGGAAGGAAGCUGUUUUUGACUGGUUGGAUGCUGCCAACCUUGAUGAUUGCAUCAGCGGUAACGUUUCCAGGGAAAAUCCAAGAGUUAAUGUCAAAAAUCAAACAUCAGUUGGUGCUAUGCUAGACUGUAUUGAUGAGGACCUGGGCAUGAACUGUAUUAAGAAACCAGAACCAGUUGGUGCUACCGAUGAUUCAUAUGCAGAAUAUCAUAUUGGGCCAAAUACUCAAAUGGCAGCUGAAGCGAUGGAAGCACUGUUCAAUGGACCAACUAUCCGAUCUGAUGUCAGGGAGCAUGAACACCUGGAAAACACUUUGGGAAAAGAAAACAAAGUGGAUGCGAUUUGCUCAGUAAACUCGCUAGUUCAAAAGCAAAAGCUAUCCUGCUUACCUCAGAGCUCAGGGGGAAUGACAUCGCAACUCAAGGUAGACCACAUAGAAACACCAAAUGGUGAAAGUUCAAUCCCUUUGAUGAAUUGUCCCAGUAAGUCAAAAACAUGGAGGAAUGCAAAACAAAUGACAGGAAAAGCAAAAAGAAGCAUGGCGAGUGGGGUUUCAAGAGGAGCCAUAAAUGAUGAGGUGUCAUACGUAAUCAUGGGAUCUGAUGGAGAGGGUUCAAAUAGGCAUUGUUUAUUAGGUAAAGAUGAUGUAAUCCACCCUAAAAGAAAGAGAACAUAUACAUUUACCUCAGGAAGCUCAAAAGUUGGGUUCAAGAAACCUACCAGAUCAAAUGCAGACAGAGCCAAAACUACAAAAGUAACAGAGUCACCAAGAGCAAAAUCAGCAAGCAUAUUUGAUUCUGGUACCAUAAAAGGCAUGAAAGUGACCCACAAGUCUUCUUCAGCUAAUCUUGAAGCAUCAGCUACAACAACUCGCAGCAGGGUAAAACGAAUUCAGAAAGAAACUUCGGAUACCAGUCAGCUUGAAAGAACAUAUACCGCUGAACUGAAAAAACAAUCAACAUCUGAACAGAAAGGGAGUGACUCUUGUUUGACGAGUAGAGUACCACUGGGAGAGCUAAGUAGCACAGAGCCCCAAUCUAAGAAACAUACAUCAAAGAAGCCACUGAAAAGAGGCCUUCUGAAAUCACCAGCUUCCAGAGAGCUUGCUAGACUUACUUGGAAUGAAGCAUCUCCAGUUCUGCAAUCAAGCAGGCGAAGAAAGAGAACUAUGGGCACAGUCCGUGUUCUGUUCAGCCAAAGCAUGGACAGCGAAACCAUCAAAGAUCAAACAAAGAUAUUGAUGCACUUCAGAUUACCAGUGGCAACAACUAUUUCAAAGGCUACACACUUUGUUGCUGAAAAGUUUGCUCGUACAAUGAACAUGCUAGAAGCAAUGGCCAUGGGCAUACCUGUAGUCACACCAUCAUGGCUUGAAUGCUGUGGAGAAGCAAGGUGCUUCAUUGAUGAGAAAAAAUACAUAAUGAGGGAUACAAAGAAGGAAAAGGAGCUACGCUUCAGCAUGUCCGUCUCACUAAGCCAAGCCUGCAAAAAGCCACUGUUAGAGGGUAGAAGAGUACUAAUCACGCGAAAUGCUAAGCCUAGCAAGGAGCUUCUGACAUGUUUAGUAGUGGCAGCUGGUGGCAAGCUGUUGCAGAGGGUCACAGUGUCUAUGAUGAAGAAUAAGAAUUUUGAAGGAGGCUUUGUAAUCUCUUGUGAACAAGACUGCAACAUCUGCUUACCGUUCAUUAAGAAUGGUUUGGGAGUAUUUGACUCGGAGCUUUUGCUGAAUGGUAUUGUCAUCCAGAAGCUAGAGUUUGAAAGGUAUCGCCUUUUCCGUGACAAAAUGUGAAGCUUCUGCGAGGUCCAGGCCGCUAACCUGCAAUAUAAUGAACACUUCAUCCCAUGAAUAUGAUCCGCACGCUCCAGUAGUUACUGAUGUGAUCCCGUGAACACACUUCCUUUUGCAAGUAGAAGCGAAACUCAACCUGUUGGCACAAUCAUGAGAUGUGCCGUUACUUGAACGGCACAUGUUGUGAAUUAUGCUUGAUGCUUUCCACGUAGCUUGGAUCUUGUAAGGAUUUGAUUACGUGGUGAACAUUUUAAUCAUGAAGCAGCAAGGGAUGUUUUUUUC